AUAGGGCCGGGCUGGCCAACAGUCCAGUCCAGUCGGCCGCGUAGCUCUGCUCUACAUCCCGAAUCGUUCCGUUUCGAUCUGUUCCGAUACGAUCCAACCCGAUUCGAUACGAUCCGUUGUGUUUGCUAGUAGAGUUUAGGGAAAUCGGUGAUCGAUCAGCUUAUUGUGAUUUUCAGAGCCAGACAAGGAUAAGCCUUUGGAUUCGCAUCACCAAGGAUCGCAGACUCGUGUUUUCUUUUUGGAAAAGUGCAAAUGUGGCGUUACUGAAAAAACAUCCUUGCUUUAACGUUCGCGAGUCCUUUCAAACGAAAACCAACCAUUGACUGUGCAGAGUUUGAAAAGUGAAAACAUGAAGCUUCAUCUGGUGGCCCUCCUGGGCAUGCUCAGCGUGGUAUUGGCGGAUCCGUCGCCCACCUUGGCUCCACCCAUCUUGCCCUGCGUGCACGCGGCCACUGCUGGUUAUGCCUAUCCUCCGCCGGCGGAGGUGAAGUUCUCCAUUUCGCCCGGAGUGACCAAGUACAGCCAGAGCCCGGCGAUAUCCACGUACUCGGAGAACGGACAACUCCUGCACACUUCGGUGGGAAGUUCCGGAGCCGCCUAUCAGUCUACGGCCGGAAUCGAGGGCUUGUCCCAUGGUGGCAUCACUCAGAUCAACAAAUACAUAGCUCCCGUGCAGAAGAGCCUGUUCUCUCCCUCAGCGGAGUACGGAGGAGCGGGAAUUACCUAUGCGGACAAGUCACCAGCGGCCAAGUACGCAACCGUGGUGCCGUCGGGCAUCGAAAUCAAGAACCUGGUGUCGCCGGCGGUUACCAAGUUGGACAACUCCUACUUGCCGCCAUCACCAGGAAUCACUAAAGUGGCGACAUACACCUCGCCCGGAUAUAGUUACAGUUCGGCCAGUCCGGGAAUAUCCAAGGUGGCCACUUAUUCCUCCCCAUCGCUUUCGAGCGUUCCCUACUAUGCGCCACCAGUGACUUCCAAGGUGGAGACAUACAGCUCACCUGCGUACACGUACAGCAAGGCCACACCCGGCUACUCCAAGGUGGAGACCUACAGCUCUCCUGGUUACAGCUAUGGACAGAUCUCGCCGGGCAUCUCCAAGAUAGCCACCUACUCGCCAUCGGUUUCGUAUUCAGCGCCAUCGAUUGCCAAGGUGUCCACCUACUCAGCGCCUUCACUAAAACUGGCCACCACUUCGUCACUGCUCUCCUCCCACGGAACAGGAUACUCCGCCAGCUAUGCUCCCUCAAUUACCAAGUACAGCCAGGUAGCAGAUGUAUCCCACCAGUACAUAUCCAAGCCUAUAGUGGCCGCCUAUCCAGCCGUUGCCCCGGCGAUCACCAAGGUGGCGGCCAGCUACGGAGGCACUGCAUCCGGAGCGCUGUCCCACCAGUAUAUCUCCCAACCAGCCAUUGCCAAGGUGUCCACUUACGCUGCUCCCACGGUGGCCACCUACUCUUCUGGUCCUGCCAUCUCGAAGCUCUCCACCAGCUAUGGAUCUUCCGGAUCAGGAGCCAUCUCCCACCAAUAUGUCUCCAAGCCAGCUGUGGCUAUUGCCGCUCCAGCAGUUGCCAAGGUGGCAACCUAUGCUGCUCCUGCCAUUUCAAGCUACUCCACUGGUCCUGCCAUUUCAAAGGUAGCCUCCUAUGCAGCUCCCACUGUCUCCACCUACUCCUCGGGAUAUGGUUAUGGUUCGAGUGGAUCAGGUGCCGUCUCGCACCAGUACGUGUCCAAGCCUGCGGUGGCCAUUUCAGCCGCUCCUGCCAUCGCCAAGGUGGCUACCUAUGCAGCUCCUGCCAUUUCCACUUAUGCGGCAGCUCCAGUGGUGUCCAAAGUCGCCACUGGAUAUGGAGGAAGUGGCUCGGGAUACAGUUCGGGCGCUGUUUCCCAUCAGUAUGUCUCUAAGCCAGCGGUGGCUAAAGUGGCAACCUAUGCUGCUCCUGCCAUUUCAACAUACUCAGCAGCUCCCGCAGUGACCAAGAUCGCGACAAGCUAUGGAGGAUCGGGUCAUGGAGCCGUCUCCCAUCAGUAUGUCUCCAAGCCAGCAGUAGCCAUCUCAGCAGCCCCCGCAAUCGCUAAGGUUGCGACUUACGCUGCUCCGGCAAUAUCAACGUAUGCCACUGCUCCUGCCGUCUCAAAAGUGGCUACCUACGCUGCUCCCUCCAUAGCUACUUACUCCUCCGCUCCGGCUCUAGCCAAGGUUUCCUAUAGUCAGGCAGCGGAUGUAUCCCACCAGUACAUUUCCAAACCUAUUGUGGCUGCCUAUCCAGCAGCUGCUCCCGCAGUGGCCACAUACUCUUCCGCUCCAGCCAUCACCAAGCUCUCCACAAGCUAUGGAUCGUCAGGAUCGGGAGCCGUCUCCCACCAGUAUGUGUCCAAGCCGGCGGUGGCUAAGGUCUCCGCAUAUGCAGCUCCAGCAAUCUCAACAUAUGCUACUGCUCCCGCCGUAUCCACAUACUCGGCAGCUCCAGUGGUAGCCAAAGUGGCCACGGGAUAUGGUGGAAGCGGAUCGGGAUACAGCUCCGGAGCAGUUUCACAUCAAUAUAUCUCGAAGCCAGCGGUUGCCAUUGCAUCAGCUCCAGCGAUCGCCAAGGUAGCAACAUAUGCUGCUCCGGCCAUCUCCACCUAUUCCUCGGCUCCCAGUCUCACCAAGAUAUCCACGGGCUAUGGAGGAUCGGCCCAUGGAGGAGCACUCUCCCAUCAGUACAUCUCUAAGCCGGCGAUCGCAGUGGCUUCAGUGGCUCCUGUACUCUCCAAAACUUACUUGCCUGCCGCUCCAGCCGUUGCUAAAGUAGCCACAGGCUACGGAAUCAGUGGCUCGGGAGCCGUGUCCCAUCAGUACGUAUCCAAGCCAGCAGUGACACUAGCUGCGCCAGGGGUUGCCAAGGUGGCCACCUAUGCUGCUCCGGCAAUAUCCAGCUACUCCACUGGAGCUGGCAUAUCGAAAGGAUUGUCCUAUGCAGCUCCUGUGGUUUCGACGGGCCACGGGUACGGAGGAAGUGCCUCCGGAUAUAGUUCUGGAGCAGUCUCUCAUCAGUAUGUGUCCAAGCCAGCGGUUGCCAUUUCAGCUGCUCCUGCAAUUGCCAAAGUAGCCACAUAUGUAGCUCCAGCUGUGGGCCACAUUUCCGGUGGACACGCCGUCGGCUCCGUUCCCGUUUUGUCCACUAAGCUGGCUACUGACUACGGAGGCAGUGGAUCGGGCUACAGUUCGGGAGCUGUUUCCCAUCAAUAUGUCUCCAAGCCAGCUGUGGCCAUUUCAGCUGCUCCUGCUAUCGCCAAGGUGGCCGUUCCAACUGUCAGCCACAUUUCCACUGGUCCAUCCAUCCCGCUGGGAGUGGGAGUUGGGUACGGGUCUAGUGGACAUGGGGGAGUUUUGCUCGGUGCCCCGCUGACCAAGUUGACAUCGGCUCCAGCUUAUUCCCUGGGAGGAAAGCUUGCCAGCAGCACUGCCUACGGAAUCCAUGCGGGGCAUGGAUCUGGUCCUAGCGGUGGUUACUAUGGUGCCAUCUCCCUGGGUCAUGCUAAGGUAUCUCCGGCCCUUAGCUACCACGGUCUACUCUCCCAUGGAUCGGGUCUGGCACCAGGCCCAUCCUCUCUGGCCCAUCUGGACUCCUCCCUGAGUGGAUACUCACACGGAGUGGGUGGAAUCGGACCGCUGGGAGCUGGAUUCUAUCGCUAUGCUCCAAGUGUGCCAGCGCUGAGCAGCCACGCCCCCGUGGCAGCCACCGCCUACUUGAAGUCAGCACCGGUGGCUCAACAUGCCGUCCUAAAGGUGGUGCCCGAGAAGCAUCUGGAGCACUUCGAUGCCCAUCCUCGAUAUGCCUUUGAGUAUGCCGUGAACGAUCCCCAUACGGGAGAUAACAAGCACCAGAAGGAGGAGCGAGAUGGAGACGUGGUCAAGGGAGAGUACUCCUUGGUGGAGCCCGAUGGCAAUGUGCGCACGGUGAAGUACUACGCUGACUGGGAGACGGGCUUCCACGCCGAGGUCAUCAACAGUCGCGACCAGGGCAAAAUUGUGGCCAAGCGUCAGACGGAAACCAAGUCGUGAGCUCUUCGCAGGCCGCAAAUUGUUUUGUUCAUUCAGCAACUGUAAAUAGCCUCAACUCCAAUCUUCUUCUCAUUAAACAUUAAACGUAUUUAUGUAAACCCCACAACGACAGCGAUGUUCCACGGCCACCAUCUUGUCCCGAUAUACCCGAUAUCCAACCAUAUAUCCGACCCACACCUGCCUGCUCUGGAUCCCCGAUUUUGUGCUCAUGUGAUAAGCGUUUCGUUUAAUUGAACUGCUUCUUGCGCUGCUCUCAUCUCAAACUGCGCGCCUCUAUUAUGCCCAACUAUUUGUACAUAAAGGAUUGUAUAUUGAUGUUUGUAAAAUGUUCAUUUCAAAUAAACGACAUUUAAGAUCGCCACAGUCGGGGUGCUCGACAUUGAGA
Molecule: messenger RNA, 4433 nt
Organism: Drosophila simulans
Lineage: Eukaryota; Metazoa; Arthropoda; Insecta; Diptera; Drosophilidae
Gene: Cpr76Bd
Product: mucin-19
Exons: 5
Coding region: 350-4048 (1232 amino acids)
Source: RefSeq, a predicted model, not a curated record